This is a messenger RNA of Penicillium subrubescens, 1215 nucleotides long. RefSeq names its product mitochondrial 54S ribosomal protein bL17m. Gene Ontology annotation, molecular function: structural constituent of ribosome. The transcript is spliced from 2 exons. Gene Ontology annotation, cellular component: ribosome; mitochondrial large ribosomal subunit. Gene Ontology annotation, biological process: translation. The record is from RefSeq and is a predicted model, not a curated record. NCBI's taxonomy places the organism in Eukaryota, Fungi, Ascomycota, Eurotiomycetes, Eurotiales, Aspergillaceae. The coding region runs from base 1 to 981 and encodes 326 amino acids.
AUGAGUGCGUCGCAAAGUGAUUCUCGUUGUCGUUGCGAAAGGAAAAAGGGAAGUCGGACAAGGCGGUGGAAGCUCUCCGAUUGGCUGGACAUCCCCGUCGAAUCUUUUGAUCCGAACUUCCUCCCUCGCGACCUCCGACAGACUGACACUUGCAAUUCCUGGGGACAAUUGAACCAGCCUGUCCGAGAUACCUGGCUCCAAUUGGAUCUCACUUUUGACUUCACCACCUACUUUCACCCUCCCCGCUUCACAGUCUCUUCCACCAUGGCCGGCGGAGGAGGAAAAUACCGGCACCUGGGCCGCAAGUCCUCGCAUCGACAGGCCCUGCUCCGCAACCUGGUUACCUCGCUUUUUGAGAAUGAAUCGAUCACGACAACAUGGGCUAAGGCUAAGGAGGCACAGCGGUUGGCGGACAAGUUGAUCACGCUGGGCAAAAAGAACUCGGAGGCUAGUCGGAGACGAGCACUGGAGAUUUUCUAUAAACCCCACGACAUCCUCCCCAAGCUCUUCGGUCCCCUCCGCGAACGCUACGCCGAUCGACCAGGUGGUUACACCCGCGUACUCCGCGUCGAGUCCAAGGAGAAAUACGAAUACUACUCCGUCCGCCGGAGCGACAAGAACGCCGUCCCCGAACGCAAGCCAGCCGACCAAGCACCCAGCGCUAUCCUCGAACUCGUCGACGGACCCAAGGACAUGCGCUUCGCGAUGACGGCACGUGCGAUCGCGCGCCAACGCGAAGAGGGUCUGAAAGAGCACGAGCUCACGGCUUUGAAUAAGAAGAAGGUCACGCAGUUCCGGAAGGACGGCGUUGAUGCGCUGGAGGCUGCUGUUCAGAAGUUGCAGAUCCGGGACUCGGAGAGUGAGGGUGUUUCUGCCCUUGACGGGGAGGAGUCCAAGUCUGCGCAGGAGGAGGCGCAGCGGAGUGCGGCUCAGGCUGGACGUUUGGCUAAGAAGAUUGGUGGUCUUAACAAGUCCACGUAGUGGGUGGGUAGUCAGGGUGGCUUCGCUUGCAUUUCCUUGAGUUGAUGCAAAUGGAUGGGGGGCUAUUUGUGGAUUUUGUUGGUCCUUGAUUGGUGGAUGACUAUUCAUCUCCCGUUUUUUCUUGUCUGUUCUUAUAGGAGUUUUUUGCUGCUUUUGGUAUCUUGUCCUCCAUCCGUUGUGACCGCAUCCAGGUGUGACAUAGCCUGUGUACAGUAUAAAAUAUUUCGAUACCUC